Molecule: messenger RNA, 8103 nt
Organism: Stomoxys calcitrans (stable fly)
Lineage: Eukaryota; Metazoa; Arthropoda; Insecta; Diptera; Muscidae
Product: remodeling and spacing factor 1
Exons: 9
Coding region: 214-7944 (2576 amino acids)
Biological process (GO): regulation of DNA-templated transcription
Cellular component (GO): RSF complex
Source: RefSeq, a predicted model, not a curated record
UCUUCGAUUUGAUGGUAAAAAAGGGAAUUAAGAAAUAAGUUUGCAAAAAACUAAGACUAAAAGACUAAUUAAAAUGUGUCGGCUGCAGGUGUUGUGUUAAUUCAGUGAGAGAAAAUAAAUAUUUUUUCGCUGGUUUUGAAAAUCCUGCUCUAAAGAAAGUACACUUAUUAUUGUUUUGCUGUCGGAAAAUUUCUCUCUAUAAUUUGCUAACUUAUGGCGUCCGUUCAAGCGGACACGGAGCAUUUGAUUUUGCCUGGUUGUGCAAAUGAUCCGAACUUUGCGGUGAUAUGUGCUUUUCUUCAAAAAUUCGGUGGGGACCUCGGGUUAGACUUGCCCAAUUUCAAGCAACUACAGGAGUGGCUCACCAAGACAGACGAAGUUGCGCCUUCCCUAAAGGACAUGCAUAUAAAGCUUAUGCGAAAAACUCGAAGGACGGUGCACGAAAAGAGUUGGGAAUCCGCUUUGAGUAAAUUUUGCUUUUGCUAUUCGGCUCAUGAUGCUUGGGAGAUAGAGCGCUUUGGAUACAAAAACGCAAGCAUUAAAGUGAAGCUACGUGUAUUACGGGAGCUACUCGAAAGUCAAUUUGAGAGAAACAUGAAAUUUCGGGCAAAAAUUCUAAAUCAAAGUGCGGACUCACUAAGAACACAACCAAUUGGACGGGAUCGUCUGGGCCAUGCCUAUUGGGUUACUCAGGACAAUGACUGCAAUCUGCGUAUAUAUCAGGAGCAUUUAGACGAAGAAAUUUGGCAAGUGGUUGCAACGAAUCGCGAUGAGUUUGUGAAUCUGAUUGGACGGCUUCGCGGCAAUGAAGUUGUUCUGCCAUCCAAUGACAUCGGCAUUGUGGACGAGGAUACCAGUAGCAGCAAUAGCUUAGGAACCUGCGAUCAGAAGCAGAUUACCCCUGCUGAAGAGAAGGAUGGCGACGAUGAGAAAAAGAUACCAAAAAUAAGUAUUAGACUCAUUACUGAAAAGAAUUCAAAGGAAGGGGCCAAGGAUGUGGGUAAAGGCGAGGAAGAACUUGCUGCCGAGGAAGAUGCAAAAUUGAAUAAAAAAGUAGCCGGGGAUCUUGAGCAAUGUGACGAAGAGUUUGAAGAAAUCGAAGAAGAAUACGAUGAAGAAACCGAAAAUGAUGAUUCCAGGAUAGAAAGUGAAAACAUGAAAACGGUAGAGCCCUUGUUGAUAUCACAAAAUAAAAUAAAAAAUAAGUUACCCGAGUCCGAUGGUCACACUAAUCUAAACCGAAAAAGGAUGCUGGGCUCAAGUCUUGAGGAAAAUCAAGAGGGAAGUCUUGUAAAGAAACCUAAACCAACAUUGUUGGACUCUAAACGACCAAAUAACAUCGAUUCAUGCGAGAAGGAUGGAGAAGAGGACGUCGAUGGGAGUAGUGAAGGCGAUGUCGAAGAAGAAGAUAUUGACUCGGCAGCCGCCGAAGAAGACGAGAAUGAAGAAAAACAAAUAGAGGAUUUUGAUGAUGACGACGAUGAAGAAAUUGGCGAGGAUAUUGUAGGCAGAGAAAUUUCUGAUCCUGUUUUGCACGUGCAGGGCGAAGGAUCGGGAAAAGAUUGUGAUGCGGGGAACAUUUGGAGUAAUGCUGAUUUUGGCAUCGAAGACGAAGAUUUGCCAUUAGUCAGUGGAGCAAUAGAAGAAACAGUCAUUUUGGUUCAUGGAGAAGGAUCAGGUUUCGACAAUAUGGUAGGCAAUAUAAAAACUGAGGAAGAACUGCCAUUGAAUUCAGACAUGGUUGUGCCCGAGGAGAGAAAACAAUUGUUAACAUCGGAGGGCUCGUCUCCAAAACCAUUAAAAACUUCGGGCACCAGCGAAGGGACCCCAAAUGCGUCAAAGUCUAAUACGCCUACAAACGUCACAGCUAGUGAAGAGAAUUUAAAAAACUGUUCCCCGAAGGUGGAAACAAAAGUGGAUAACUCCAAAGAUAAAUCGGAAAGAACUAGCGAUUCUCCUGCCAAGAGUGAGGAAACCCAAGGUAAUGGGGAAAGAGAUCAAGUACCAAAAAUUAAACUGAAUUUGAGCAAAGCUGCUCAUUCCAUAAGCGUUGAAAAAGAAAAAGUUUUGGACUCUAAUCGCAGUGCCCUUGUGGAGGAAAACGACGAUAUCUAUGAUGCUGCUGAGCGAAAAAAGGAAGAUAAAGUCGGCGCAUUUCCAAAGCAAAUUAGAAAGAAAAAUACUCCUAAACUUGAACCGAUCAUACAGAAGAACUGCGAAACAAAAUCAAAGCCACUUGAAGCAGAUGGCAGCAUAGCCGUCUCGUCGAUCACCACGGCUUGGAGUCGAAAACGUCGUCUCGAGGAUUUUGCACACCAGCAAAUAACAACUGCACGUCAACAAUCAGAGAGUGAAAUUGAUGUAAAUUCCGAGAACACAAAUACUGAAGACCUUCAUAAUGAAAAGGAUGUCGACAUUGACGAGGGAGAUGUUGGUGGUAAGCGCCCAAAAAUGCGCCAAAAACAAAAUAAUGCAGAGCUGAGAAAGAAGGUGGAAGCUCAAAAGGCAGCCGCUAAUGAUGAAACCACUUCUUCUAGUGGUGGCGAAGAGAAUGUGCAACGACGAAGGAAGCUGGUCUCCCCCAAAAAACAUAAUGAAAAACCUAUAACGAAGACGGAACCCGAAGAAAAUUUGUGCCCGGAAAAUGCCCUCCCAAAUAAUACCAACGGUCAGCAUAAAAAAGUGGAUACAAAUGUCUUACACAGCAGCACCACAUCAACAAAACAAAAGCCUUCGCCCAGUAACCCAUUGGGCAGUAUAGCCAAACACAAGCCAACGUUGGACGAAAUUAUCGAAAAGAAAUUGAAGCGAACACAGGAAACGAAUAAAAGCGACAAUAUUGAAGCGAAAGAGGAGGUAGCUGUUAAGACUCAAUAUUCGCCUCCAAAAAAAUCACCCGUUACCAAACCGUUGAAAAAAAAUUUGCUCACUCAGAUACGACAGGAGGAGAGUGAUGCAGAUGCGCGCACUCCUAUAAAACAAUCUGUUAUCGAAGUUUGUCCACCUACGAGUAGCACUGCUGAAAAGUCGAUUGCUUUCCCCGAACGUCACAGAAAAAGGCAUAGCAGCGAAGAAGUGGAUCAUAACAUUAUUUCCGAUGCACCAGAAGCAAAGAAGGAAGUUUUGUCUGAAGAUAUAAAGCAAUACGAAGGUAAGUGUAAGACCGAAGCAACGAUACCGGAAUGUCAGAAUAUCGAAGAUGUCACGGAUGAAGUUAAAGAGAGUCCUAAAUCGGAGUUGGGUGGGCGUCGUUCUGGGAGACGCGCAACACUUUCCACCGCACAUCGUGAAAUUCCUCAAAUAAAACGAACUCGAGGAUGUAAAAAAGACAUUGAGGCAUUGGCAGAGCCUAAAAAAGAAUUCGAAAAUACAAAAGAUAAGGAUGACAUGAAAUAUUCAAAAAUUGUGGAUGGAGCUCCAAGUUCAUCCUCCAUGAUAUCUGCAGAAAUAAAAAAUGAGGACAAAUCUGAAAAGUCUGAAGCAAAAUUGCAGGAUACAUCCGCCGAUGCUAAGCAAGAGACUCCAACAAAAGUGACGAUCAAAGGAAAUCGCAAACAAAGGGAUGUAGACACGACAAAUAUAAUUGAGAGUACCGAUUCCGAGACUCCCGUACGACAAUCGAGACGCAUAGCACAACAAAAGAUCCGAGAGGAAGCGGAACGUAGAAAACUUGAAGAAAUUGCACUGAGAACUAUGAAACAGGAACUAAAAAAGAAGAAGAAGGCCGAGAAACAGUUGGAUCCUACAGUAGUACCGCCACCAUCGGAACCUUCUUCGGAUUCCGCAGAGAGCGAUGUAGAGAUGAAGAAAAAGGUCCAAAAGAAAAAGUGCCCGGGCAAAAAUGGCAGUUGGUCAUCUGGUUCGGAAGAACAAGAAGACCCUGAUGACGAAGAAGACGAAGAACCGCCUCAUUACGAUACUGACCCUGGGUCACCACUUUUCAAGUCGGACCACGAAUUUUCACCUGAAUCCGAAAUUGAAGACGAGACACAAGUUGUACCAAUGAAGAGAGCCCGCACUGUGAGAAAAGAAAAUGCAACAGAAAGUGAGCUGAUAGAAGAAGAGGAAGCUUGCCAAAAGUGCAACAAAUCCGACCACCCGGAAUGGAUACUACUUUGCGACAAAUGCGACAAGGGCUAUCAUUGUUCGUGUCUAUCGCCAGUCCUCUUUUAUAUUCCGGAGGGAGACUGGUAUUGUCCACCGUGUCAGCAGGAACAGUUAAUUAAAGCUUUGGAAAGUCACCUUAACGAAUUUGACAAUAUGGUUGAGCGCAGAAAAAAAGAACAGGAGGAAGAGCAACGCUUGGCGGAAGAAAUAGCAAUUGCAAAAGCAAAAGCUCAGCAGGAAGAGGAAGAGAACAAAAACAAAAUGACUAAAAAAGGCAAGAAAAAAAUCGGAAAAAAUUCAGCUGACAAUAGCGAUGACACGAAUAGUCAGACAAGCGACAACAAUGACGACUCACAGGGGUCGAAUUCGGGGGAGAGUGACGUUGAGCCAAAGAAACCUUCAGCCAAUAACAAAGGAGGUAGAUGCUUAUCGAAGAAUAAAAACAACGACAAGAGGAGUCGCAAAGAAAGAGGCUCAACACGCAUCACUCGCGCUCGUAAGCAUAGAUCUAAAUCCGAACCCAACAGUGACACCCCAAGUGGAUCUAACUCCGACAGUGAAUCGAAGAGUAGCUCAUCAUCAUCUUCCUACUCCGACAGCGAUAACGAACCUAUCUACAAGUUGCGCAAGCGCAGGCAAAUCAACGUAAGCUAUAGGCUUAAUGAGUAUGACGAUCUCAUUAACUCUGCCCUUAAAAAGGAAAUGGACGAAGUUGCGGGAGCGGGUAAUCUGGGACGUGGAAAAGAUAUUUCGACAAUUAUAGAAGCGGAUAAAGAGGAGAAGGCUCGCCAAAAGCAAAUAGAGGACGGCGAAGCGAUAGCAGAUGACACUAUUAAAAAUGAAGUUACGCCGGAAAAAGAAAAAUCUUCCAAUGCACAACAGAAGGACAAGUGCGACAAUGAAACAGACAGUGAUGAUGAGCCAAUUAAAAAGGUAGUUCAGCCUAAAAGUAAUCUCAAGAAGAAGCCUCGUAAACUCACAACUUUGGACAUAAGCUCCGAAGAUGAUGAUGGAUCCGAUGAAGAUUUCAAGGGCUCAUCAGUAGACUAUGACGACGACGAUACAUCCGUGUCUGCAACCAGUAACAGUGACUCCAGUUUGGAGGUGUACAAACGUAAAGAUAAAUCCAAGAAAAAGCAAAGAAAGGCUGCGCGCCGAGCUUUCCGCGAACGUCGGAAGGACAGAAAAUUUGUAGUUGACGAAAGCGAUGACGACGAAGAAAUACAGAAGCCGAAAUCUAAGAAAAAGCGCAAAGACAUUUCCGAUUACACCGAAAGUGAAGUCGAUGAUGAUGACCUCUCGGAGCUAUCCGAAAACAUAGACAGUGCCGAUUUGUGCGACGACACAACAACAGAUGAGUCCGAUGGUGCUUGGAGGCCUAACAAACGAAAGAAAUCAAAGAAAACAAAUGCCUCCGCACCUCCUCCCAAAGCGUCCAAACCUAAACCACAUUCUACCAACAAGUCCAAAAAGUUGGAGUAUUCCGAUGACGAUAUUAGCGAAUCCGAGGAUGAUGACGACAAUGACGAAAUCGAAGGCGUGGGUGGUGGCAAACAACCCCGAUCUCAACCACUCCAAUCAAAAGUAAAAGCAAAAGUUGGUAGUUCUUCAAAAACCAAGAAGAAAAAGAAAUCAACCGACGAGGAGCAGAGUCUCUCCGACAGUGGCGACAGCACAAGACGCACCCGAGGACGCAGAUACGCAUACAUUGAAGAUUUUGAUGACGAUAGUUCGGAUGGAGGAAUAAAGCCAGGUGUACAGAGACCUGAUACGCCACCAGAAGAACGAGAAAAAUUCAUAAAACGUCAAGAGGAAAUAAAACGUAUGUUGGCCGAGAAGAAUGCAGAAGGAGCCAAACUGGUAGCUACACCUCGUUUAACGCCAAUUAAAAGUGAAGGUGACAAAGAUAAGAAAUCACCUUCGAAAGUGGCGGGAGGAGACUCGCUCUCAACGGUUCCAUUGUCGGUUAUUAGGCAGGCUAAGGUCCUGGAUAUAGAUUACUUGCAACGAAGGGGAGAAAAUAUGGAUGACUUGAGUGCUGACGUAGGUGAUGUAGAUGAUUUCGACGAUGCCGAUUUGCCCGAUGAUCUGCCAGAGGAUAUGGAUGAGGAUGCCAUAGCUCGUAUGGUUGAAGACGAAGAGGAGGACUUUGGAGCCGUUUCAGCCAGGGAAUUGCCACCGCCAGAUGAAGUACUGCGGACGCCUUGUGCACCGGUGAAGCCAAAACCAAAAGAAGUCGAAAAGAAUGUACCCCCAACACAGCCACCCAUCGCUAUUUCAACUCAGCCAGCACAGGUGCCUGUAACGGUAUCACCUUCAGGCCUUCAAGAACCAGUGAGAAAAAGAUUUCCAAUGCCCACAAUGCAUCCACCAUUAUUGCGACAUCAAUUCAACGUUCAAGAUGCAAUAUCCAGUGGUCAGCAAAUGGUUCAGAGACUACCUGUUCCAAGACAUGCUGCUCCGCAGCCAUGUCAUUUGCUAAAUGCCCUCUCAGCACCCCCGACUCAAUCGUUGCCUCGGACAUAUCCUCCGUCACUCCUCACUCGAAUGGCUAACAGCUUGCAAAUGCAGACGCCUGCAUCUCCUCUUCCGACGGCAUGUAGGGCACCAUCUCCCAUUGUCGUGAAAUCUGCGCAGCAACUCAAUCUUCAAUCACAGGAUAAAGGUACAACACAAUCUGCAGAGCCUGAAAUGAAGCCACGGGGUCGGCGAAAAAAGAUCACUCCAUUGCGAGAUACCUUGCAGAAGCAACAAACAGCAGCAGCCAUUGCGGCUGUGUCAGGAGCGGUUAUUGCGGAUUCAGCUAAAUCCACUCCCCCAAGUGUAAUAAAAGGGGGUCCACUUCUCAAGGGUCCGCCAACGCCCAGCAUACAACAAACCGGACCGCCCAUGACAGGAAGGCCAAUGGCGUCCAUGCCAACAUCUAUCUAUCCAGGAUCUGAAGCAGGAUUUUAUGGACCACCCGGUUCGCGUGCUCCUCAUCCACAGCGUCAUCGAGGGCCACAAAUGGCACCAAACCAUUUGGCACCCCAUCCAGCAAUGCGACAUUCGUAUGGUCCACCGCCGCCUUUGAAGGGAGCCGGACCUCUUUCAGCGCCAAACGCUGGCAAUCAUCCCAAUGUUCGAACACCGCUACAUCAUAUACCAUCGUUUAUUGGAGGCCCGCCAACUGCCAGACAUUCCGCUCCACAUUUGAAUCUCUAUGGCAGGCCAUCACUGUUUGGCAAUCCGAAUUUUGGUCCUCGUGGUCAUCAUAGACCUCCUCCACCUGUACAUUCAUCAGAGUAUCCGGCUGGUUCGCGUGCUUAUCCACCUUACGGAUUCUAUCCACCCCCACCACCCCUGACGACACCUUUGAGAGGUCAAACUGCAAUGCAGCAGCAGCCGCCACCAUCAGUUAUAGUUUCCAAUGUACCGUCUAUUCCCACAACAUCAUCGUCAUCAAGCUCAGGUACAACUGCAGUUACUUCUCCAGAGAGGAUCCAAAAACCUGUGAUGGUCAAGCAAGAAAUGCCUAUUAAAAGCAGCCCAUCUAAGACGCCGGUCGAACCAACGUCCAAACCAAGCCCAGAACCCAAGAAAAAGCUUACCACGCUAGAGGCAUUCACUGCCGGAAGUGCUGUUGUGAAAUCCCCGUUGGCUAUCACAGUUCCUGUUUCAAAGCCGCAUGGUUCGCCUGGUCAUGGAGACCAACAUGUAGAUGACUCUCCGCCAAGACCCAAUCGUGACGCGACACCCCCGUUAAGUGAACAACGGCCAGGUAAUGACGGCCAGGCUAGCGAGUUUAGCGGCCUGGUAAGCUACUUUAGUUCCCAACAUGACGACUACAACACGUAACAUUAGAAACAUCCCUCAUCAUAAAUUUUGUAUGUACAUAUUUAUUUUCUAAAGGAAAACUUUAAAGGUGUCCACGCCAACGCGCGCGUUCGCGACCCCUUUAAUUCCUAUGUAUGCUUGUAAGACUUCGAACAAAAAUAACAACCAUGCACUCCGUAA